GUAUUCUUCUGACAAUCGCAGUUGUUUCCUCGAUACAAAAGUGUCAAUAGAAGAAAUUCCGCAAUUAUUCUUACGAUGGCUGAAUCUCAAAAUUCGUCCGAUAAAUUUCCGCUUAAGUUGACGGGUGAGUAAAAGGAGUACGCAGCGAAGGUUUUAAAUGAAUCUGACGAAGGUAGAGAAAACGCUAUCGCAGAGAUUAAACGAUGGAUUCAAGAGCGCGAUUUGCGCGCACAAACUGUAUUUGUUUCUCUUUGCGAAAAUUGGACGAUCAAGGAAGAUUGGUAAUCAUCAUUCGUUUUGCGCAUGACCCACACGCAAUUACAGUAGCGGAAGCAGUUAAGGGUUGCUACCCCACAAGAAUGAAAUUGCUCAACUAUAUCAACGUGCCGGGAUAUGCUAAUUUAUUUCUGGAGCUUACCAAAUUGUUUUUGAAUAAAAAACUGAGGGAAAGAUUUCAUUUCUAUUCGCGCCAGACGGCGCAUGAUUGUUUCAAAGAUAUGCCAGUUAAUAUUUUGCCGGUCGAAUAUGGCGGAACUGAUGAAUAUUGGAAGAAAGUGAUUGAAGAGAAUCGCGAAUGGCUUAUCAAUGAUGAAAAAUAUAGACCAGUUUUGAAUUAGUCAUCAAAAUUGAACGGAAUAAACUGAAAUAUUUAUAUACACAUUAAUAUAUUUUAAU
Molecule: messenger RNA, 675 nt
Organism: Nylanderia fulva
Lineage: Eukaryota; Metazoa; Arthropoda; Insecta; Hymenoptera; Formicidae
Product: retinol-binding protein pinta-like
Cellular component (GO): membrane
Molecular function (GO): phosphatidylinositol bisphosphate binding
Source: RefSeq, a predicted model, not a curated record